AUGAAAACUUCAUGGACCAAGACUAAUCUAGGAUGGAGAUUUCGGGAUUGUGUUAACCUUGGUGUAAGAGACGUACGACUAAUUAUGGAUCGGAACUCAAGGAGAUCAAAAGGGGUUGGGAAUAGUGCUGGUUAUGUAUACUUGAGGUUUGAAAGUGUGGAAGCAGCAUCACGUGCUCAACAAGCAAUGCAUAAAAGAUGCUAUAUUUCUAUAGUAACUCCUAGCACGUCAUCUGAACAGAGGAUCAACUCAUCUAGUGCGGGAUAUAUGAUUUACUCGAUUGAAGUUUUCUUGUGGCCAAUACGAUCAAAGGGAAAGCCAACAAACACGUUGUAUAAUACUACUAUUAGUUUGUGCCUAUAA
Molecule: messenger RNA, 363 nt
Organism: Fraxinus pennsylvanica
Lineage: Eukaryota; Viridiplantae; Streptophyta; Magnoliopsida; Lamiales; Oleaceae
Source: the annotation of a GenBank genome assembly